AUGAACAUCUCUGAAUUUCAAGGUAGACUUUCUCUUUUCGACCAGUGCGCCUGAGGAGACUUAUUUGCAGAAGACCGCCUUACUGUUUUCUAAACGCAUAUCGAUACACACGCCCUUCAAAAGCCCCUAUUCCCGUUGUCCGGAGCACCCGAGGUGGAUGCUGAUUGCUCACUCUCCUUAGACAUUGACAGAGUUUUGCGAAAUGCAAAGCAAGCAGUCCUUUAUCUGAGCGGUGAGAACUUGUUAAGCACGGCCCACAACAGUAAUCGCACCGAACCAUCGCCUGGUCAAGACUUCAAACACUGAUAACCAGGCAGGACUUGGCUGUAGAGUUUGAAAAUUUUGGUCAAAAGCACAGAAAGAACAAAAAAUACGAUAACAGAAGGCAAGACCUAAAAUGUCGAGAGUUAGAACUCUAACCGCAACAGCUCUAGCAAAGGAAACAGAGCAAUGUCAUUCACACCAAGAAAAGACCUUAACCCUGUCCACGGCGGAGAGCAUCUCCUUGUUCGAUUGGAUGCGCAUAUUCUUGGGCCAUGUUUGCUUUUGCCUGAUUGGAUUAUCCGGAAUACUGAUUUUUCCGGCACUGGCUCUUAGUCUGCGCGUACGAGAAAUAUUUUUCGCCUUCAUCUACCUGGUGAUGCAGCGCCUCUGGUACGACGACUAUGGCUCUGUGCGGCGCGUGGUCAUGACCGGACUUGAUAAUAUUGUGUCUCAAGACGCUUCACUGAGAGCACAAGGAGCUGUGCGUGUUCUUGAAGUCGGCGCUGCUUACGGACCGAACAUGCCCUAUAUACACCGCAAGUGUGAGUACUGGAGACUGGAGCCAAACGUCAGCUUCGAUCCAGAAUUUCAGAAGAACCUGGCUGCAAACAAGAAGGUAGAGCUGGUGCGGACUAUUCGAGGGUAUGGUGAGAACAUGCACAUGCUACAGGAUGGCCACUUCGACGCUGUCAUUCUUACGUAUGUCUUGUGUACUGCGAAGGAUGGCGAGAAGCUCCUAAGCGAAAUCAAGCGCGUUCUUCGAAAGGGUGGCCGUCUGCUGUUUGCCGAGCACGUUGGACACCCGAAAGGUACCCGAGCAAGGUUCCUUCAGGACACCCUGGCACCCCUCGUCCAGUAUUUCACUGGCGGCUGCUACAUGAACCGAGACAGUGGCGUCCUUUUAGCAAAAGCCGGUUUCUCUGAGAUUAAGGUGAACGAUGUCGACAUUAACAUUCCCUGCGAGUACAGCUACCACGUCUACGGCUACGCAACUGUGUAGCCGAGUCAUACUUCAAACUCAGCUCAAUUUUGAUACCCCAGAGUCUUCCGCAAGGUAUACGUGGUGAAGCCUGUAUGGAAGCACUUCUGAAGCAAAUAAUGAACCAGUAAUAACUUUUGUGCCUCCUGGCCAUCAGUGAGGCACUGGUGUAGUGCAUCAUCUUCCUCAUUUCGCUGCAUGUGUAAAACUCUCCCUGCCGGAGAGGUGUAUAUACGGAAUAU
Molecule: messenger RNA, 1485 nt
Organism: Rhipicephalus microplus (southern cattle tick)
Lineage: Eukaryota; Metazoa; Arthropoda; Arachnida; Ixodida; Ixodidae
Product: thiol S-methyltransferase TMT1B
Molecular function (GO): S-adenosylmethionine-dependent methyltransferase activity
Source: RefSeq, a predicted model, not a curated record